AUGGCGUCGACCCAGCGCGAAGCCGACUCGCUCCUGCACCAAGACGACGCGCCGCCAUCGCGCUUUGCCGCCGUCACCAAGAAGAGCGUGCUGCUGGCGGCCGUUGCCAUUGUCGGUGUCUCGACCGUGGUCUACCUUGCCUUGCACUCGUCUGGUGCCGUGACCACAGUCGCCGCCGUCAAGGCGCCGACGGCGUCGAUUGCGCCGACGCCCGAGAUCUCGGCGACGCACGCGCCGGGGCACCAGGGGCUUACGGCCGCGAUGACGAGCACGUCGCUGCCCGACUCGGACCCGGAGACGCAGACGCCGGCGUUCUCGAUCCUCGCCAUCGGCGACUGGGGCGCCACGUACGGCAAGCAGUUUGGCAACCCCGGCAGUUGCUGCCGCAUGUACGCGGGCAAGGUCAACACGCGUCUGAAGCGGUACAUGGUCGACUACUACUCGCAGCACUACGUGGCCAACAUCCUCGCGCAGUCGGCGGCCCAGUUCGCCGACCGGGGUCUUAAGCCUGUCUACGUCCUCGGACAUGGCGACAACUUUUACUGGAACGGCGUCGGCAGCUGGGACGUGCACUACCGGUUCGCAGACACGUUCGAGCGCAUGUACUCGCAGCCGUCGCUCGCCGGCAUCAAGUGGCUCAACGUGCUCGGCAACCACGACAUUGCGGGCUCGUCGUACCUCUGCGGCCACCAGGAAGACCGGUACUACGAGUGCAAGUCGACGGAAGAGAUGCUGUACUUUCUCAACCAGCACUUCAAGUUGCAGCAAAACUACAAGAGCCCGAACGGCGACCGGUGGGUGCUGCGCGACCACUACUACGUCGAGUCAUACGAGAAGGACGGCGUCUCGGUCGACAUCUUCAACUUGGACACAAACCACGCGGAUAGCCAUGGCGCGCGCCAAAUCUGCUGCCAGUGCUUUGGCUACUCGGCCAAGAUGGGGAUUUCCAACGCCGGCUGCGAGGCCGCGAACGAAGGCAUGCCCCAGUGCAUGGGCGGCAACGUGACCAUGUACCGCGCGUGUAUGGCCGAGAUCGAGGCGUGGUCGCAGGACUCGUACACGCAGGCCGAGCGCGACAUCAAGGCGUCGACCGCCACCUUCAAGAUCAUCAACACGCACUACUCGCCGCACUACCACAUGAGCCCGCCCAAGUACAUGCGGUGGUACAAGCUGCUGCAGGACGGCAACGUCAACGCGUGGUUCAACGGCCACACGCACGGCUUCUCGCACGACAAGUCGGCGUGGGGCACGCACUUUUUCGAGAACGGCGGCGGCGGCGGUAUCCGCACCGACACGGCCGUCGGCGAGCACAACGCGCUCAUCAACAACCAGUGGGCCGCGGCUGGCAACCCGUAUGGCUUUAUGGAGCUCACGUUCUCGAAGGAUUGGCUCAAGGUGCAGUGGGUCUCGUUCGAUAAGGACUGGGUCUUUGGCGGCUUCAACUUGUCGGCGACGGUGCCGGGUGGCAUUGCGCGCGGCCACUGCUGGUUCAUCCCCAACACCAACCACACGGCGUCGCAGGGUGUCGAGUGCAAGAGCUCGGUCAACCACGCCCUCGGCGCGCCGCUGCGCUAACCAAGCUCGUGUGCUGCAUCUUAUAUGCUUUUUUGAUUGUAAUCUCAUGACAGUCUGUCUUGGUAUCGA
Messenger RNA from Saprolegnia parasitica CBS 223.65, 1644 nucleotides. RefSeq lists its product as hypothetical. Gene Ontology annotation, molecular function: acid phosphatase activity; ferrous iron binding; ferric iron binding. The transcript has 3 exons. Bases 1 to 1575 code for a protein of 524 amino acids. Lineage: Eukaryota; Oomycota; Saprolegniomycetes; Saprolegniales; Saprolegniaceae. The record is from RefSeq and is a predicted model, not a curated record.